AUGGCGCCCGAUUUGAGCACCGUGAAUCCGUCUGGGACUCGGCCGCGUGCUUCCACAACGGUUCCUCCCGACAUGGCAUCACAGUCGCCGACCCCGCGGCAACCGGUACAAGGACCACAUACAACACUGCAUUCUCUUCAGAAUCCCGGGAGCCCACCCCUAGGCACGGGUGAUUAUGGCAUCACAAGUACAGCACAGGGGCCAUUGCGUCACCCGCAGCCGCUGACGCCUUCGGAUCUACAUUUAGUGCUUGAAAAGGAGCAGGAAGCAAUGGUAAACCGAUUGACUCGCGAGCUUUCUCUACUCCGGCACCAGACAGCGUCCGUAUCAUCGACAGCAUCAUCUACAUCCACAUUCAAUGAACCAGAUGCACGCGCAUCCCCUACCUUGAGCAAUUCGGGCCGACCCCAUUCAACACGACGGCACCGGUCCAAUUCAAGCUUAAGCUCACAUGCAUCGGCGGGUCAGGUCCCCCAGACAGCAAGUGUAACGGGCAUUGCGCCCUCCCGAGAGACCAGUCUGCACUCCCGAACUGCUCGCAGCCGAGAACCCUCUCUGACAUCUCGCCGUCCAUCAAUCGGGUCAUUAUCAACAUUCUCGCAGAGCAACAGCAGCGUGUAUCCCCACCGGAACUCGAUCUCGCAGACCCAGCUGGGGUAUUCGCCAACUACAUCCCUAUCCCGUUUUGAAGAGGCAACUCAACACCGAUCGGAGCUGGAAUCCAUCAAGCGGGAAAAUGAGCAGCUCAGAAAGCGUGUCAAGGAUCUGGAGCAAAAACUGAAGAAGCAGAAAGACACAGUGUCAUCAGUAUCAACAAGUGAUAUCUCUGUAACACCCUCUUCUGACGAGAUUGCGGAGUAA
Messenger RNA from Penicillium antarcticum, 861 nucleotides. RefSeq lists its product as uncharacterized. The transcript is spliced from 3 exons. The record is from RefSeq and is a predicted model, not a curated record. NCBI's taxonomy places the organism in Eukaryota, Fungi, Ascomycota, Eurotiomycetes, Eurotiales, Aspergillaceae. The coding region runs from base 1 to 861 and encodes 286 amino acids.